GGAAGCAUGACAGCAAGGUUUCCGCCACACCAAAAACUGUUGGGAUUGAAAAGCCUGUCUUGGGGGAAAAAACAAAGCUCUGUUUCUGUACGUGUGUGAGUCCGUGUGGAGCUCAAGAACUAGCUCAUGGUGGGAAAAUGGCACUAAAUGAAACAAAUGCAUUUUUGGAAAUAUUAAAAUCAUUUAAUGUUGGUGAUAUGAUUCUAGCCUUCUGUUUGUCUAUUCUCGUGGGCCUGCUGCUGGGAGCUUUGAUCUACGUUUUGUUGACCUGGGCAUCAAGACGCCGGGCUACGGCCAGGAUCACAAGGCGCUCCAAGAAGAAAUCUGGCAGUUCGCGACGUGACCCCACGGGCAGCCAGUUUGGCCUUUACCGAAGCACUUUCCUGAGUGUUUAUAGGCAGCCCUCUCUAGAGCCGGUGGGCCCCUUGGGGAGUAAACCCGGCGCAGAGACGUCCACCUUUCGGCCGCUGCCCAAAAAGAGCAGGCCCAGCCUGGACAUGGGAGAUGAUACACGGGUAACCAUGUCAGAGGACACAGUGGCCAUGGACUCUUCUGACUCAGCCUCCCUCGUACCAAGCAAGAGGAAUUCCUUCUGGCUGGGCGGCAACGGGCUUAAAGGUUUCCUUCCCUCACACACUCCACCUCCUGCAUAUGACAGUGUCAUCCAUGCCUUCCAGGAGACUUGCACUUAAAGCUGUUGGUAUGACAACGAGAACUGAAUCUGCUUUUUUUGUGAAGCAUCCACAGCCUGUUAAAACAGACUACAGUCGCAAUGUUUUUUUGUAAUAACUGCACAUUUAGUUUGAUUUUUCUUUUAUGAAAAAGUGUUACAGUGGCUCUCGAAAGUCACCUUGGUUAAAAUGUCAGCUUUUAAUUAUGAAAAAAAUGAGACCAUGAUAAAUCAUUUUAAAACAGUUUUCAAUGUGAAAUGUG
Molecule: messenger RNA, 933 nt
Organism: Xiphophorus maculatus (southern platyfish)
Lineage: Eukaryota; Metazoa; Chordata; Actinopteri; Cyprinodontiformes; Poeciliidae
Gene: myct1b
Product: myc target protein 1 homolog
Exons: 2
Coding region: 138-692 (184 amino acids)
Cellular component (GO): nucleoplasm
Source: RefSeq, a predicted model, not a curated record